Molecule: messenger RNA, 1119 nt
Organism: Plasmodium coatneyi
Lineage: Eukaryota; Apicomplexa; Aconoidasida; Haemosporida; Plasmodiidae
Product: Histidine-rich knob protein-like protein KPRPC
Exons: 2
Coding region: 1-1119 (372 amino acids)
Source: RefSeq, a predicted model, not a curated record
AUGGCUAUUUUUAAGGGAUACAACGCUACUGAGAAAAUUAACAUUUCUCAGUUUCUCUGCAGAACAUUUUUUGUCACUCUUCUAAUUUGGUUCCUAAAUUGUUCUAAUUACCAAAAAUGUGACGGGAGGAGUGACCUUCAGAGUGAGCUGAAGCCCACUACCAGCAGAUCCUUAUCAGUAGUACGAAGAAUGGGAAAGUACAACCCUCCACUCAGAACCCGCGUAGUAAAGGAAGUUACCCGUGGAGGCUUUAAAGAGUAUGAAGAAAAAUAUGAAUCCAAGCAUUACACAUUAAAGGAAAACGUGGAUGAAAAAAAUAAGGAUUGUGAUGAAAAGUACGAAGCAGCCAAUUACGGAUUCAGAGAAAAGUGCCCCUACGAAGUGAACCCAUAUACUGGUGCAAAUGGACCUGAUAUUUUAUUAUUGAAAAAGAGAUUCCAUGAGACUUUGAACAGAGAUGAAGAUGAUGAUGAUGACGAUGAAGCGUUACUAAGUAGUAAGCUACCAGGUUCAUUAGACGCAUGCGAAGGAGGAUAUGGUGGAAAAAAAAAAAGACGUUCCAAGGCAGACGAUGAAUAUCCUACUAUAAUAAAAGAAUACGAAGAAGUUGGCGCACAAGGAUAUAAUAGAGGCCCUGGAGGACGAGGCAAAGGAAAAAAACGCCCAACACCACAUGGUCCAGACGCAGAAGAAUACCCAGAAGAAGAUAUGGGAGCAUACGGACCACCACCAAGAGCAGGACGCCCAGUUAAAGUAACAGAACCUGAUGAUGAUGAAAUGAUGGCCUAUGGACCACCUACAAGAGGAAGAGGCCCAGUUAAAACGGGACAACAUGGCGCACCGGGUCCAUCAAAAGAUCCCUUUAAGGACCAACCACAUGGAAAUUUCAAGAAAGGACAAGCACCAACAGUACACCAGGGACCAAAGCAACCAACCAACGGACCCAAGCCCCCCGUAAAUCAACAAGCCCCACCUAAACCAACCGUAAGUCAACAAGCCCCACCUAAACCAACCGUAAGUCAACAAGCCCCACCUAAGCCAACCGUAAAUGAACCACCCAAAAAGGAAUCUAAAAAGGAUAAAUCCAAAAAGGACAAAUCUAAGAAAAAUAAAAAAUGA